AUGGCUCUAAAACUCAACUUGCUCCUAAACAUUUUAUUAGUCUAUCUUACAAUCCAAAAAUCAUAUGGGACCAAAUGUCCAGAUAUCAACUGUCCCCCGACCAAAUAUCCAACGACCAAAUGUCCUAUACAAUUAAAUUAUAAAAUUGCCGGUGCCGAUCCCCCCUCUCAUUGUGAGCUUCCAUCAGACCCAAACAAACUGUCUCCAUCAAGUCUUGAAAGCUGGUUUACUCGAGAAAUGUUCGACGACCUCUUUCCAUUUUCAAAUCUUGGCUGGGGAUCCCACCCCUGUUCGCCAUACUCUUUCGAGGCUUUUAUAAUAGCUGCUCGUUAUUUCCCGCGGUUUGGGGAGGAAGUAGACUUGAAGAAUGGUUUCACACCGAGGGAGAAUGGUCGAAGAGAUGUUGCGAGCUUUUUGGCACAUGCGAUCCAGGAGACUGGACUGAAUGAUGUUUCAGUCUACCAAACGAGGUGAGAAGUGGAGCGACAUUUGCGAACAGACAUUUGCGAAGCGACAUUGAGAAUGCCCACCAGGCUUUCUGUUUUGACUACUACUUCAGUCGGACCUCUUUUUUACAUACACCCAUGAGGCUUAAAAGCUCGUACCUUAUA
Meloidogyne enterolobii is the source of this 611-nucleotide messenger RNA. Lineage: Eukaryota; Metazoa; Nematoda; Chromadorea; Rhabditida; Meloidogynidae. The record is from the annotation of a GenBank genome assembly.